Bacidia gigantensis is the source of this 1050-nucleotide messenger RNA. RefSeq lists its product as uncharacterized. Bases 1 to 1050 code for a protein of 349 amino acids. Lineage: Eukaryota; Fungi; Ascomycota; Lecanoromycetes; Lecanorales; Ramalinaceae. The transcript has 2 exons. The record is from RefSeq and is a predicted model, not a curated record.
AUGGCCUCUCCAGCCAACGCGACCGUUAGUGCUGACGUCGGUCGAUCAACUGUUGAGAGUUCUGCUUCAAGUCCGUUUGGUGUCACCGACUCACCUUCAGGGUCUGUCAGCUCAACUGAGCCGUUGUCAGAUGCAUCUUUGUCCAAUGAAGAGAGCGAAAACAUUCGAAUCUCGCUCCUAGGUAUCGACACCCCCGAAUGUAGCAUUUGCCAUAAAUGGCUUAACAUGCCCGAUAAGCCUCGCCAAACUUGUCCUGUCUGCAGAAGUCAAGCUUAUCGCAUAGUCCCACCGCAAAAGGAUAUAGCCAUCGAGAAUGCAGCUCUAUAUCGAAUAGUCGAGGGCGAGCGCUUUGAAAGUGAUGACUUGGCUCUCUCGGCUCUGAUAGCUACCAAAUUGCUGAAGCUUGACUCCGCCAAAGUGGCUCCAGAAACCGAACUGCAUAGUGACCAGUAUAUUGACUGCAUCAUCAGUGCAGUCGACUAUUAUCUUACCAAGGCUCAAGAAUAUGAAACGGAAUUUCCAAUUCAUUUUUCUGGGGUAGGCUCUUACAGCGGGCUCCAGGAAGCCGUAGAGAAGCUCAAACUCAGGAGCUCUUCCAUCAGAAAACCUUUUUUUGAGGAAGAGGUAGCGGCAGCGAUUAAGAAAGUGAUCUUCUCGGAUUCUGCACUGAAUGUUCGUAUAUCAAAGCGAGUGGGUUUAGCAAACCGCAUGUCAUCCUGGUGCGGUCCAAUCGACUCAAAUCUGCAAGGAGAUAAACGAUAUACUCGAAGAGCAAAAAUUAUGACCCGACGAUUAAUAUAUGUUCUAUCCUCAGAGUUCGAUCAUUACCCACUAUGGAGACCGGAAGUGGAAUUGCUCUCGAGUCUUGAUCAGGACAGUCUAAGAAGAUGGAAACCCGAUUUUCGCGCCACCCAUAAGGAUUUCAACGCCAGUGAAGAUUUCAAAGCCCGUGAGGACGUCGAUAAAGACCCCUCCCAAUUUACCUUCGUGAAACCUUUCAUUGAGCGUACACUCGAAAGCUGGGGUAUCACCGACGUGAAGGUAGAGUGA